AUGGGCAACUCGGGGCGUCAAAAAGGCAAAGAUGUACUCCAGCUCAAGAAGAUAGACACGAAAAAGCCGAAAGAAGACAAGAAGGUCGCCGGUGAGAAGAAAGAGAAGGAGAGCGAGGCGAAGGAAAACGAGAAAAAGAAGUUCCAGGAGACAAGCAAGGAGAAAAAUUAAAGUCCCUGUUUUUCCGCCUUUAUUACUGGUAGCCGACACGGCCUCUUUUCCCUGAUUGCCUUUAUGACCUCACUCGCAAAAUAAAAUGUUUUUUGUUUGCUUCUGGUUUUUUCUUGGGAUUAACAUUGGAAUUUAAAAUAUGCUAGGCUUACUGUAGACGUUGACUGCAUACAAAGAGCUCGCGAUAAAACUGAAACAUCUCAGGCACUAUGCGGGGAAGACCGGCGCUUUCAUGCGGGGACGACCGGGUUGUCGGUCCACCAACACGUUCGCGCGCCGUUGCAGACGGCAUGUUUGAAAAAUUGGUCGGUUCGGUCGGUUUUUAUAAGGGCUAUUCUGUCAAAUUUUCAAACUUUGAGACCUUUUUUGGCGUUCAUUGAUGUGUCAAUGGUUCAAGUAAAUAAUAUUUGUUGCGUAGUCCUGCGAAGAUCGCAGAACUACGCAACAAAUAAGCGUUUUUCCAUUAUCAUUCUAUGUGAUUUUUGUCAAAACUUCUCAGCAAUAUUCAUUCAACUUUUUUUGUUUUACGUUUUACUAUCAUUCUUUUAUUUUUUAAACAAUGAAUAUAAUAGGCUUAUAGCUGAAAAUUUUUUGUAAAACCGAUUUGAAGGCUGAGAAGCAAUUAUACGGAUAAUUUCCAGUGAAACUUCAUCGAAUUGCUUCUUUUUGAUUCGAAAGCUUCCACUAUUUUAUGGACAUCAUGAUAAUCACGAAAAAAAAAACUCUGAAUUCAAUCGAAACGUCUCAGAAAAAGUCAAAAACGAAGUUUUAUGCCGUGUUCAAAGUAAUUUCGGGGAAUCGAAAAAUAAAAAAAAGUAACGAUUUUCUCGUUUAAUUUGAAAACCCGAAAUCCUGAAAAUUGGCAUUUCGAGGGGCCGCGACGCGCCUGCUACGCGGGUGCUGCAGCAUUGGGUCUCGCAACGAUCAAACGCGGAAAAAAAGGAAAUUUUCAAAAUUUUCGCAAUUAAUUUUUUGUAUUUGUUGAUUUGAUUAUUGUUUUCAUUAUGGCGCGUUCAGGAGCAAAACGCGAAAUUUUUUUCGAAAUUCAAAAAGAGCGUUCACGGCGAUACUUCGAAAUUAGCGAAUUUCGAUUUUUGAGAUAAUUUCGAGAUAAUUUUUUUCUUCUUUUUUUCUUUUUUUAGAUAAUUUUUUUCUUUUAUUUUUUUCAAUUUUUCAACCCGUUCAAAUUUAUUGAUUUUAGAAAUAGUACGAAUGAAAGCCUUAAGUUAAUUUUUUUCGACUGUCUGAACUUAAAAAAAGUUCAAUUUUUUUCUCAAAUUUCGAAUUUAUCGUGUUCAUUUUCCAACGGAUGUAUCAGAGUGUUUGAAGUUGCAGGUCUCUAAACUAUGGCGGGUAUUGGAUUACCGAAAGUGCUAAAGUUGAAAAAAAGGUAAUUUUUCAUUCAAAAAAACUUUUUUUCGCAGUUAUUUUUUUACAAAUUUUGAUUCUUUUUCACAAAAAAAUUUUAGACUCGUUAGGGAGGCACGAGCGGCUCGUGUGAAGGUAACGCAAAAUUUUUCGUCUCUACAGUCAAGCAUAAAUUCGUGAGUUCUCUUAUUCUUCGAUGUUAUUUUCUUUCAUUUUCAAUAUGUCUUGUCAAUAUGUCUUGUUCAGUUGUAAACGAAAAAAAUGAAUACCACGGUUCAACCGAUGGUAUGAAAAAAGAACAGCAAAAGUUCGAACGACCACUUCUCCGAUUAUUUCAUAUCGCUAGGGAACUUUCCGACCAAUCUUUUAUCGAAUUUUUCUUCUCAAUAAACUUUUCGUUUUAAAUAUCCCUAUAUAAAGUAGGCAAGUUAUUCAUGUUUAAAAACACAAAAAAAUAGGAAAAAAAUAUGUUGAUAGAUGUUUUAUAAACCGAAAAAAAUAUAAGGGAAAAAAGUCGGAAAGGGAUCCGUCGGAGAGGUGGCCGUCGGAAAGUUCCCUAGCGAUAUGAAAAAAAUUCGGAAAAAGGGCGAAUUUUGUUUUGAAUUUCUGCUUGUGUUUUUUUCAUACCACCGUUCAACCAGCUUUUUCCUUUCUGGAAAAAAAUUUCUUCUGCUUACAGACCUAGACGAACGGUUUUGACGAAGGACACGCCGAAAGACUACACGUGAAACUUGGAUCUUUCCUUAUGGAACUUUUUUUCUAAUAAAAAAAUUUCAUUGUUUUCUUCUGCCUUUCAGAAACAUCUCAUCACAAAACAGUUUCUGUUGUUAGGUUUUUAAUUUGAUUAACUAAGCAGCUUGUUUUUUUUACAUUAAUUUUUCAAGAAGGUAAUGCUCAUCAUCUUUAUUCAAACAAAUGAUAGAGAAAAUAAACGCGUAAUAAAACAAAACAAAAUCAUUGAAAGAGAAGUUAAAAGCUGUGUAUUUGACAAAAUCGAGACAUGGUAAAUUCCAAAUUUAUCCGGCUGGCCACAAACAACAAUGUCUUGUUCGAAUGAGCUGAAAAAAAUUCAAUACUUUUCUUUUAAUGAAAUGAACCAGUUAUUGAAAAUUGUAUAGAUAAAAACCUUCCAUUUUCUUCUUGACCGUUGCGUCGAAAAUCACGGAUUUAUGCUUGACUGUAGAGACGAAAAUUUUGCGUUACCUUCACACGAGCCGCUCGUGCCUCCCUAACGAGUCUAAAAUUUUUUUUGUGAAAAGAAUCAAAAUUUGUAAAAAAUAACUGCGAAAAAGUUUUUUGAAUGAAAAUUACCUUUUUUCAACUUUAGCACUUUCGGUAAUCCAAUACCCGCCAUAGUUUAGAGACCUGCAACUUCAAACACUCUGAUACAUCCGUUGGAAAAAAUAAACACGAUAAAUUCGAAAUUUGAGAAAAAUUGAACUUUUUUUAAGUUCAGACAGUCGAAAAAAAUUAACUUAAGGCUUUCAUUCGUACUAUUUCUAAAAAUCAAUAAAUUUGAACGGGUUGAAAAUUGAAAAAAAUAAAAAGAAAAAAAUUAUCUAAAAAAAGAAAAAAAGAAGAAAAAAAUUAUCUCGAAAUUAUCUCAAAAAUCGAAAUUCGCUAAUUUCGAAGUAUCGCCGUGAACGCUCUUUUGAAUUUCGAAAAAAAUUUCGCGUUUUGCUCCUGAACGCGCCAUAAUGAAAAACAAUAAUCAAAUCAACAAAUACAAAAAAAUUAAUUGCGAAAAAUUUUGAAAAAUUUCCUUUUUUUCCGCGUUUGAUCGUUGCGAGACCCAAUGCUGCAGCACCCGCGUAGCAGGCGCGUCGCGGCCCCUCGAAAUGCCAAUUUUUCAGGAUUUCGGGUUUUCAAAUUAAACGAGAAAAAUCGUUACUUUUUUUAUUUUUUUCGAUUCCCCGAAAUUACUUUGAACACGGCAUUAACAAAUUGUGAAUUUUUCAAAAAUUUCUGUUGUGCAAGUACGCUCCAACGAACGCAAGGGCGCGGUAAAAUGACACGCCUCAUCGGCUCACUUGAGUUCCCUUUUGGAACGCCGUGGCCUGGAUUGUGAAGAGUGCAGAGAGACCACGCCCCUUAGCGUCCCAACCUGGCCGUGAGUCAGCUAUAUAGGGGCCUAUUUUUCUACCUAUAGGGGCACCUAAAACAACAAACCCCUAGAGGGACCCCUCAGAAAUUCCUCAGUAAAGCUCUUCUUCGUAUUCCGGAAAAUUCGUGGCAACUUUAAAGGUUUUUUUCUUUCACUUUUUCGAGCUCUCUGUUUGAAAGAUGGAUCUUUUAAUCAUUUUUAAAAAUUUUUUUCUGAACGUUGAAAUAAAUUUCUCCUUGAACAAAGCAAUUAUCUGAGAAAAAAAUUCUCCAUUUUAAAGUUGAAUCAUCAUUUUCAAUAAAUAACUUGUCAAAAGCCAAUUUUCAGAUUGUCCUGGAGAGCCUCGUCGAACAGAAGCACAAGGAAAACGUUAAUGUUGGCGAGCGCAACUCGGAAGUUCAUCCACAUCUGUUGAUGAUCGACGUUUCCACGGAGGUCAACGAUUUUUCGGAAAUUCAAUCGUUCUUAUUCGAUUUUUGACUGUAAACGGUGUUAUAAUACACAUUUUGAAUUCAAAAAAAUUUUUGGAGAAUAUUUCAUCAACUUUUUGAACAUAUAUGUUUGGCCGUUAAGGAUCUUGAGAGGGAAAUAAAAAUGUUCCUCUAAAAGCUCCUAAAAUGGUGUAAAAAAGCUUUCGAGCUACUUUUUUCAUAGCCUCAGAUUUUGUUAGAGGAUGUUAAAAAGAUGCAAAAAAUUAAGGAAGUGAUAUAAAAAAGAUCUGCUGAGAACUCUUUGACGGUCUUUUUUUGAGAAAAGCGUUUGGGGAGCUUUUCAGUUUUGCCGGAGAAAAAAAAUUUUCUGAAAGAUUUGAGAGGAUUCUAUUAGGAUCCUCUAAGGCUAUGAAAAAGUAGCUCAAAAGCUUAUUACACCAUUUUAGGAGCUUUUAGAGGAACAUUUUUUUAGCUGAUUAACGGCUGGCUUGAGCCAUCGAAAAAAGGGUCCUGACACGAUAAUGCUUGAGAUAGUGCCUGGCUCGUGGAGAGCGCAGACAGGCCACGCCCCCUUACCGUCCCAAGCUAGCCGUGGUUCAGCUAUACCUCCCUCUCAGGAUCCUUUAAGGAUUCUCAAAGGAACUUUUCCGUUUCACCUAUGUACCCAUUGAUUUUUGCAAUGAAAUUUCAAAUCUUUUCCAGAGUCCGGCCCUAGCCCGCGCAGGCUUUUUUCUUCAAAACAAAGGCCGAAAGCCCGGGCCGCCCGGCUUGUCGCACUAGCCUGUGGCGCGGUAAAAUGACACGCCUCAUCGGCUCGCCUGCGAGUUCUCUUUAGGAACGCUUUCUAAGGUGAUUCUCCAAUCUGAAUGCAUUCUUUGACUUUUUUCUAGGAUUCGUAUCAAAAAAAUACUUUAAAAAACUCGGCUUUAUUAAAUAAUCAUCGUCGCACGCGAUGAGACGAUGCUCGCACCACCAGACAGAGCGAGAUGUUUGCGAGUUCGUCAAUGUACCGCCCCGACCUAGCAUUCUCUCGCGCCAGACUCCGUAUUCAUCUUUAGUGAAUAACAGAAAACCAUUUAUAGCCCGUUCACGGCUGGCUUGGGACAGCGAACGGUCGGUUUAACUUGCGCGGCGAUGGUAGAUCAUGGCGGCCAUACAUGCGCCUUUGAAAAGAACCUCGUUUGAUGAAUUAUUUUUUUUUCAAUUGAAUUUACUUUUUCUUUUAAAUUAGUUUCAUUAAAUUCAGAUUUUCUUUCAGUCACCGAAAUAAAAAAUAAAAAGAAAUAAGUCAAAAAAAUUCAGCGUUUUGCGGAAGGCGCAUUGAUAGUCGUCAUGAUCUACCAUCUCCGUGCAAGCUAACCCGCUCUUUAGCCAAGCCAGCCGUGAACGGAUCAUAUCUGACGAUAAAUCGUUGUAAGACUAAGUUUUUCUUACUUUGAACUUGGCAUAAAGGAUGUCUGUGAUCGUUAUUUUAUAUUUUAUCGAAACAGACUCCAAAUUAUCAAAAAUAGACGCUGACGUGGAAAUGCCACUUGGCAAUAGAGUGAGAGUAUAUAAAAACUACGCUGAGCUGAACUAGCUAUUGAAACGAAUCGUCAUCAGACCAACGUCGACCAACGUGAGUUUGAAUCCCGGCGGAGGCUUCUGGCUCCUCGAGUAAACACGUAAGCGGAGCACGGCAUUGAUGAAAAGCUUUGAACAUGUGUUUCCGAAAAAUCUCCAUUUUUUUGCGCUCUCUUUGAAAGUUCGCAAAUUCUGUUCGAAUACAUCUGUACGAUUCACAGUAGAUUUCGCAAUUAUUGGAAAAAGCCAUAACCCGAAGAAACCUUAUUUUGCAACAUUUGAACUGGUAAUGGGAAGAAAGGUCAGAGGCGGCCGAUUGGAAAAAAAUUUGGAAAAUUAUUUUCCGCCAUCUGGAAAAUAGAGAGCGGCUUGGAAUUGAUCGCCUAAGAAAUUAUUCUGAUUUUGGUUUGGAAAAUCAUGGUUCGAAAAAGAGCCGGCCGAUUUUCUCGACUUGGAAGCACAUCUAAAAAUGACAAAUCAUUGCAAAAAGAAAAGUUUCGUUUAAAAAGUCUGAGAAAUCAACGGAAGAAAGUGUACCUUUGGUUCUGUAAGAACGUGCGUUUGGUUAGGAAUGAACAUGUUUUUUGUUCGGAAUGAACACAUGAAAAAGUCCCUUUUUGGUUAGGAUGAUUACUCAAUUGGUUCGGAAUGAUUAGGGUCGGAUGAUUGUAGGCCAUAGAAAACCUAAUCAGCUUUAAGAUGUUUUUUUCUUUUGUGUUUCUUUUUAAUUAUGUUGAUAUUUUUUUCAGCAAUGGACACUUUGACCAUCAUGAAGUGGAACUGCAUUGAAGGUAUCUUCAUUUUUCUUAUAAAGUUAUGCUUUUUUUAUUUCAGGAAAAAUUGAGCCUGAAGCUGUUGCUAAUGGUGGCAAUGCUGAACGCUUUUUCUGCUGGUUUGCUUAUUUUUUCCCUUUAUAUAGUCCAUUCAGAUUUUGAAUGUCAAGUAGAAUGAAGUCAUACGAAAACGCUCUGUGAGUGGCUCGCUCUCUGAUUAGUUUAUCGCGCCAUUAGGGGCGGAGCUUGAGCGAAGACUUGACAUUUGAAAUCUGAAGAGACUAUACUUUUCGUCGAGAAGUUUAGCUUCAUGACUGACGCGGGAUAGUAACCACGUCGCUUAAAAUCGCAAACCGCUACUCCGUGACUUCACUUUAUGAAUAAACGAGAAAUACAUAAGUCAAAAUGUUUGUUCUAUAUAUUUAUUCAGUUUGAUUGGAAGAAUGCGACGAACCUGAAAAAUUUCUUCACGUUCGAGUUUUAAUGUGAAGUCUCCAUAAUUCUAUAGAGUUCAUAGGCUUUUAUCAGUUCGUUUUAUCAUAUUAUAACUCGAAAAGUUCAGACGUCGUAUCAAAUAAGUUAGAAAAUCGAAAUUUCAACUCCAGGAAUCGAUCACAUUAUCAGUUUUCAAUUACUUAAACAGGAAAAAAAAGAAUACAAAAUCAAACCUGAGUCAAAAAUUUCGACUUUCGUGAACAGAACAAUUAUGUAGUCCUUUGAACCAAUCAAACCACAAGAAAAUAAACUGCGAAAUUUUAAGAGAGUUAUAGGAAAUGACUAGCAAUAUUUGAAAACUAUAAAUGUCAGGAACAAAAAUGCUAGCCUUCAAAUAAUCAAAAAAUCCGGACUCAUAAUUACGACGCGAAAAAGACGAUUGUUAGCCACGCCCACUCAUGCAACGUCCGCAUGCUUUUCAGGAAAGGGGCGGGAACCCCGCUUUAGAACGCUGUGACUUCACACUUGAGUAAAUUGAAAUCCUAUUGGAAAUUAAGCAAAUAAGGUUUCAUGAUCAUGAAAUCGUCUAAAUAACCAGCAUUCACUACAGCAGCCCUGUCACAACCAAUCCAAACCCUAAACUUUCAGAAGAUUGCUGCAAGAGGCCCAUGUACGCUUACAAGAAUGGAGACGCUCGCCCACCGGAAUGCCCACCUGACAAUGUCAAGUGUACCGAAGCGCCGAUAUACGCGGAUGAAGCUUCAAGUGGAAAACUUGUCUUCAAUUUUAUGGCUUCGAUGGAAAAAAGCAGUACGAUCACCAUGAUUGGAAACACGACGUCGUACAAUGUGGUUAAUCUAGUAGAAAUUGUCCACAAGGGACCGGGUACGUUUCAUUUCAUAGUGGAAAAAGGGAAAUGCUGAACAUUUUAAAUUGAAGGCAUAGGGGCAGUAAAAAAUGGGUUUCAGGUGAAAGCAGUAUUUUUAUAUAGUUUUUUUCAUUGCAGAAUCGAACGGUGUACUCAAAAAAAUUACAGAUGUGACUAAUUUUAAAGAUAAACGCGUUUUUUUACUUUCCCGCCUUUUAAUUUUGAAUAAUAAAUAAAAUAUAAAAAAAUAAAAACAAAAAGUAUUCGCUAUCCCAAUCGAAACCUGUGUAAAAUCAUCAUUUUUCACCGGAAAAGCUUUUUUGCGAUCAAAGUUUGCAAACUAUGCAUGAAUAGAAAGCUUUUGUGACGAAAAGAACUUUGGUGACAACAGAAAAAAUUGAAAGAAACGAAGAAAAAAGCGAAAAUCCGAAAAAUGGCGAUACUGGGAUAAGUUUUAGGGGGCCCUAUAGGGGGUAAAUUAGGGCCCCUUGGAGGGGGCCCUAUAGGGGCCCCUAAAUGAAACCCUAUAGGGACCCCUACGAAUUUUUUUAGGGGUCCCUUUAGGGGGGCACGGAAAAUUUCUGAAAUAGCUCCGGGAGGAAAUAGAGAAACCCUUAUUGAAUGCGAAUCGUUAACACAUCCGCAGUAAACUCAUCUCAUCGCGUUUGAAACUGUUUCCAAAUUUAUUGAAAGGAAUUGAAAACAUUAAAAAGCAAUCAGGAUCAUCAAUGGAAACAGAUAGACAUAAGUAACAAAACAACGAGCAAAAAAACUGAAGAUAUGUAUACGUAACAGGAUAUUCGAGGAAGCAAAAAACUUUUUGGCCGUAAAAGACCCGUAUAAAUAUUUGACACGUCUAAAUCACUGCGAACGGAAACCGUAUUGAUCAAUCUAAUAGAAGCUCUUCAAGACAAUAAAGAUACGCCUAAAGCAUAUUGAUAUAAGCGCUACUUGCGAAAAAAAUAGAAGAAAAACCCGUUGUGUCAAGGCAAAUGGUUGGGCAACUUUCAAUAAAAAAUGUUGGGACUUCCGACACGGAAACGGUUGAAACUACUUACAUAAGGGCAAAAAGUUUGGCACAUAUAAAAAAGAACAAUUGAACAGUGAGCAAAAAACAACCAACGUUGACAUUUGAAAGCAACUUAUUGAAUUGCUCGGCCCGCGGUAAUCUUCCGUUGAUUCUGGUUCAUGUGGCGGCUCAAAAUUUCCGUCGGCUGAUUCCGUGCUUCUACGAUCAUUUAUCAUUAUCAACAUUUUCGGUAUACCUUUCAGAAUCUUCAUCGCUGCUGUAGAACCAAUGCGCAUCAAUAAAAUCGCGACUUCGCGGCAUCUUAAUAAAAAAUUAAGUCUUCUUUAACGAGCAAUAAUCAAAUAGAAUAUAUAAACACGCAUUUACAUCAAAAACCUCCAACAAACAUCAUCUACCGGUGAAUUUCUGACGGUUUCACACAAUCCAGUAGACCAAUUAUACAUAGACGAAACUCUGAAAAUACCAAAAAUAAAAAUACUCUGAACAUAUUUACAUAAACCAAUAUAUCAAUUGUACAUAAACGAAACACUGAAAAUACUGAACCAAUGUACAGAUUGCCGUGUUAACUUUUAUGGAGCACAAAAACGCACAAAUCAUUAUAAUACAAUUUGAAACCAUAACGAAAAAAAUCCUACUGACAACUCGUUCGUGAAUAACGUAUUACUUCCUUAAGCACCACAGAAAUCGAUGAAAUAUAAAUACAAGUUAUAAAGUUAAACUAAAACUGAGUCGACUGAGUCAACUCAAAAACUUAGAAAAUGAGAAAGAUAUUUAAAAACCACGUUCGUUCCAAGGGGUCUUCGCGACCCCUUGAGGGUCUUACAAUUUUUAGGGAGCGAUUUAGGACCCCCUAUAGGGGGCCCUAGGGAUUUCCCCCUAAAUAGGCCACUCGCAGACCCCCUAUAGGGCCCCCUAAAAUCACGACCCCCUAUAGGGCCCCCUAAAACUUAUCCCAGUACGUGUUGUCGUCCAUACAGCGACUUUACUGCAAAGCGCCCUUUUCGCGGGAACUCAAACUUUCCUCCCUCCGACUUUGAAUAAUUUUUUCUUCAAAACUAGGAACUUGUGUACGUUUCCAAGUUUACCGUUCGAUUCGCAAAGAAAAGCACUACAAAGUACUGCUUUGAACUAAAACACCGUUUUUUACUGCCCCUAUGCUUUUAAUUUUCCGUGAAACGCCAGCUAAAGUAUAUUUUCGGUGGUAUGAAAAAAAGACCAGUGAAAAUUCAAACGGCGACUUUUCCGAUUUUUUAAUAUCGCUAGGGAACUUUCUGACGGCCACCUUUCCGCCGAAUCUUUUUCCAACUUUUUUCUCGAUGAACUUUUCGUUUUGAAUCUUCCUAUAUAAAGUAGGUAGUUUAUUCAUGAUCAAAACACAAAGAAAUAGGAAAAUAAAUGUUAAUAUAUGUUUUAUAAACCGAAAAAUAUAAGGGAAAGAAGUCGGAAAAAGAUUCGGCGGAAAGGUGGCCGUCGGAAAGUUCCCUAGCGAUACGAAAAAAUCGGAAAAGUCGCCGUUUGAAUUCUUCCUGAUCUUUUUUUCAUACCACCAUUUUUGUAAUUGAUUUGGAAUAAGGGAACCUGGGCUCACAUCUCCCUACCGUUUCAUUAGACUGUCAAAUUAGGCUUCCGUUUUUGGAAAAAUCAUCUUUUGUUUUCAGGUCCAGCAUUGACAUUGAUGAACGUCAAGUUGGCCGAUGAAUCUUUCGCGAAGUUGAAUACGAUCAAAGUGGACGACAUCUCGAUUUACUGCGACGGUACUACCGACUUGAUCAAGAUAGAAGGAAGUAUUCCUCAAGAUAUACUCGAUCAACUGCACAAAGUGAAAAAUGAGGUUUUUUUUUAAUAAACGAGGAGAUAAAAAAGUAUAUUUCAGUUUGUUCGAAAUGUCUUUUCCAAAUUAGAAGAAAGUUUGUGCGAAGUACCCAAGUAAUUUAAUCGCUUCAGAAAAAACAUUUUAGCAGUUUUAUAACUCUCGAAGAAAUCACAUCAUCAAGCCGAUCGAUUCUAUUGUUUGUAAUAUCCAUCAAGUAGGCUCAAAUUUACAGUCGCGAGUAGCCUUUUAAUAUAUUUGUAAGAGGAAAGAUUUCUCGAACUAUUAAGAAAAAUAUGGUUCAAUAUUCAAACGCUUAUCGUCGGAAUUCAAAAUUCACUGAAAUCAUGGGAAAUUUUCAAAGGAAUUGUAUAUUAAACACUAUAAUAUUUCGUCAAAGGCAUUAUUUCAAAAAAGUUUUAUUGAGAUUUGAAAAGAGCAUGAGAGAAGAAAUUGAGCGUUUCUUAUUUCCCUUUGGACAACCUAAAAGCUUUUUAAGAGCAUAAAUGGUUUCAAAGGAAAACUCGAAAAAAUUCUCAGAAAAAGUAAUCUCGUUUCAGACCCUGGCUGCCUGCAAGUCACUGACAACUACUCCGCCGUCGGUUCUCGGCGCCGCCCAGGGCUCCCAGAAUAUUGAUGCUGAGAAAGGUUCUAGCAACAGUGAGUUUGGAGAACAAAAAAACCAACUGUGGAUUUUAGGGAUACAAAAAAAGAAAGACUCUAAGGUUUGGAAAAAUGAUCAAUCUUAUUUGAAAAAUAGAAAGACUGUAGGUUUAUAGAAAAAAAUUCCCGUGAGAAAAAUCUGGAAACCUAGCUUUUUUUAUAUUUCAUCAUUUUUUUACGCCAUUGAGUCAAUAGUUUUUCGAUUUUUCGACCAAGUUGGGAAGACUUAUUUCGCCUUUUUCUUCUCAGACACGCCGCUGUACAUCGCCUGUGGAGUGAUAGUGGUUCUUCUGAUUGUGAGCAUCGUUUCGACGAUCAUCGCCCUCAAGCUCUACUUCUGCCACAAGAAGGACCGUCCCUCAGCUUCCUUAGGUAAUGGCUUUUGAUAGAAAAAAAUUAAGAAUUUUUGGUAGUUGUUCGCUGCCAAAAAAACAAAACUUGAAGUCUAAGUUUCAAAUACAAUUGAUUAUUAAAUAACUUAUUGGAAAAAUGGAGGUUAUUAGUAGUUAGGAAAUGGGAUUUUUAUUAUAUUUCGUUUUAAUGAAAUUUUUUUGCGAUUUUAGUUUAAGACUUCGAGGCUCUUUUCUAAAUAUUUUCAAAUUUUCUGGUCGGUUUUCAGGAGCUUCCGAAAAAGGAGCGCAGAAAAAGGCCGAGACCGCUAAAGAGACGUCCAAAGAGACGAGCCAGGAGAAGAAAUAA
This is a messenger RNA of Caenorhabditis auriculariae, 11915 nucleotides long. The record is from the annotation of a GenBank genome assembly. NCBI's taxonomy places the organism in Eukaryota, Metazoa, Nematoda, Chromadorea, Rhabditida, Rhabditidae.